Bactrocera latifrons is the source of this 1327-nucleotide messenger RNA. RefSeq lists its product as uncharacterized. Lineage: Eukaryota; Metazoa; Arthropoda; Insecta; Diptera; Tephritidae. Gene Ontology annotation, molecular function: DNA helicase activity. The record is from RefSeq and is a predicted model, not a curated record. Gene Ontology annotation, biological process: DNA repair; telomere maintenance.
UGAUAUGGCUGUCUUUGAAGUACCUGWUGCUGACAAUAGGAACGAUGAAAUUACUCDAUAYCAAAUGGRCCGAUACGUUAGCAGCAAUGAAGCAAUUUGGCGAAUAUUUUCGUUUCCAUUGCACGAAAGACAUCCUGUUGUUGUUCAUCUAGCGGUGCAUCUUGAAAAUGGUCAACGUGUUUAUUUUACUACUGAAAAUAUACAGCAGAGAGCAGCACAACCACCAGCGACUACUUUAACUGCUUUUUUCCGACUUUGUGAAACCUAUACAUUUGCCAGAAGUUUGCUAUAUACUCAUGUAUCAUCAAAAGAAUUCCAAAGACGUAAACAGGGUACAGCAGUUGAUGGUCACCCAGGUAUAUAUUCAACAGAUGCCUUGGGCAGAAUGUAUACGAUUCAUCCCAACAACCCGGAAUGUUUUUAUUUGCGAUUGCUAUUGGUGAACGUUCAAGGACCGAUAUCGUUCGAAUAUUUGAAAAUAGUUGAUGGUAAUUUAUGUUAAACGUAUCGCGUGGCAUGUCACCUAUUGCAUUUUUUGGAAAACGAUUCACAUUUGGAAUCGUCGCUUCAAGAUACAUCUUUACCACACCAAGUAAGAAUGCUUUUCUCGAUUAUAGUAUCAACAUGCAUACCAUCGAAUAUACUGUAAUUAUGGAACAAAUAUCAAGAUUACAUGACGGAAGAUAUUUUGAUUCGGAUGCGUCGUACGUCAAAGAAUCCAGAUUUGAAGAAUUGYAACGUGAACAACAAUUCCAUUGUGACGAAUUGAUUGAAUUUGUGCAAUCAAAUAUUGACAAACUAAAUGAUCAACAAAACUAUGUACAUCAAUCACUUUUUUAAGCUGUUUCUGAAAAUACUGGCGGAUUAUACUUCUUGGACGCACCUGGUGGAACCGGAAAAACAUUAAUUAUUACAUUGACUCUGGCAGCUAUUCGUUCACAGAAAAAAAUUGCUUUGGCUCUGGCUUCUUCUGGAAUUGCUGCCACUUUAUUGGACGGAGGACGAACAGCACACUCUGCAUUAAAAUUGCCAUUGAACACGCAAGUGAGUGAAACGCCGACAUGCAAUAUUUCAAGAAAUUCUGCAAUGGGAAAGUCUUGAAGCUAGCAGAGAUUAUUCCAUGGGAUGAAUGACAAUGACCAACAAAAAAUCGCUCGAAGCAUUGGAUCGAACUAUGAAAGAUUUACGCGGAAAUCAACAGCUGUUUGGUGCUGCCUUGAUAUUGUUAUCAGGUGAUUUUCGACAAACAUUGCCUCGAUCAACUCCUGCCGAUGAAAUAAAUGCAUGUCUGAAAUCUUCUGCUCUCUGGAGAUUUGUGAAAAAAUUG